Camellia sinensis is the source of this 1293-nucleotide messenger RNA. The record is from RefSeq and is a predicted model, not a curated record. Lineage: Eukaryota; Viridiplantae; Streptophyta; Magnoliopsida; Ericales; Theaceae.
UUGGUCUGUCUCUGGCUGCUGUCGCUGGUUGUUAAUCUUGUCAAUCUGCUGGUUGCUUAAUCUGCUGGUUAAUCUGAGUUGGGAUGUUUCUAUUCAUGGUUAGUCUGCUGGUUACUUAAUACAAGGCUCCAACUGGUUACUUAUGUAGGUACCAUGGUUCCUGGUAUGAAGACGGGGCGGCGGAAGACAGCAACAAGUGGCAACGUAUUAUCAGGCUCUGAAGCAUGUCCACCAGCAGUUAUUGGCACCCCGUUGACGUUAUCUGAUGAGACACAGCCACCAGAUGAUACACAAACAGUGGUGGAGGAGACGCAGCCAGGUGGCGUGGGGCGAAAAAGAGCAACUCGUGUACGAGGACGUACAUUGGGCAAAGGAGUGCAAAAAAGAAUAGCAAGGAAAAAAGGAGAGAAAUUACAUGUGUAUGUCAAUCGGGUGUUGAACGCAAUCACAGGAGGGAAUGCAACCCCAGCGACGAAUGAGUUGGGAUUGCAAAUUAGACGGUUGUGCCCUCUUCAGAGCGUGAAGUCAUGGACGAAAAUCAAUGAAAGUACCAAAGAUGCGGUCAUCCAAGCGGUGCUAGACAAGUUUGUUAUCGGGGAUGAUUUUGAUAAUGAUGAACAAGCUCAACAAAUUCUUGAUAGAAAGGCAUAUUUGCUAUACAAGGAUUGGAGGUACAAUCUAAAGCAAGAGUUCCUCGAACUUGAGGAAAAGGGUGUUGAUGACCCGUAUAGUCAUCCGCCUAGUGGAGUGAGCUUGGAUGACUGGAGAUAUCUUAUUGAUGUUGCUUGGAAAGACGAAUCUCACUUGAAACGCUCUAAAGCUGGUAAAGCAAAUAGGGCUAUGCUCCCGUACAAUCAUACAAGUGGAUCGCGAUCAUUUCCUAUAGCAAUGUCGCUUAUGGCAAAUGAGGAUGGACAAAUAGAUUUCCCUGAAUUUUAUAAGAAAUCACACAAGUCCAAGAAGACGGGAGACUGGAUUGACCCCAAAUGUGGUGAGCUACAUGAUGAUAUGGUCAAUCUACAAGUCGUAGCCACCGAUGCGGGGUUGCCAUUGACCCACGAAGAACUAUCAAGGCAAGUGCUCGGGGCAAAAAAAAAUUACUUGCGUGGAUGUGGGAUAGGCCCACAACCCUCUUCAACAGCUUCGAAUGUGGCACGAGCACGUGACAAACAUAUGGAGUCAAUGAGAACGGAAUUGGAGGCUCUUCGUGAGGAGCGUGAAAGAGAUCACGAGGAGUUGCUGAAGGAGACUGAUUUCCAUAAGACAGUUAUGGUGGAUAUGUUUGUAUUAUAG